Messenger RNA from Ostreobium quekettii, 342 nucleotides. The record is from the annotation of a GenBank genome assembly. NCBI's taxonomy places the organism in Eukaryota, Viridiplantae, Chlorophyta, Ulvophyceae, Bryopsidales, Ostreobiaceae.
AUGGCGCUGCCCUUCGACACGGUAUCGUGCUCCCCGCUGGACGACAGCGCGCCGUGCAGCGGCUGCGGAUGGAAGUGCGGCUGCUACCAGUGCUCCAGCGCCAACAACAGCCGCACCUGGGCGGAGUGCCAGUGCCCCUGCCGCUUCUGGGUCGUCGUCUGUUUCGUCGUCCUGGCGGGCUUCUUCGUAUGUUUCUACAUCGCCACCGUCUUCCGCAAGACGCUGCUCUACAGCAUGGCCUCGGGCGCCGUGGCUGUGGCAGCCGCGCUCAGCGCGCUGGCGGCAGGCAACGUAUCCGCGCGGCGGCCUGGGGGUGCCCUACUUGACGGGCUCCAUCCCUGA